AUGGUAAAAGCACCAAGAAGCAAAGGUUGCCGAUGCGACCAAGAGCAACCUACCUGUCUGCGGUGCCGAAAAGCUGGUCGGCAAUGUCCUGGCUACCAGACUAUAAGCUUCGUAGACGAGGGCCCAUCAAUUCGGGAUUUAUACAAGACGGACGAUAAAGGCGAAAGACCUAUCGAUAGGGGGUCACCCCCAUCAUUGUUGACUUCUUCCGGUAGUAGACCUGUCAACUCUGCGCCUUUCGAGUAUUUGACCCAGGAGGUCUCUCGUGAAAGUGGCACCAAUCCGGUACCGGAUAACAGUGGACGAUCCCAAGACGUCGAGAGAUCCGCUUUGGUGUCCAUCUUGUCACCAACAGCAUACCAAUCCCAGCUGCUCUCAUUGUUCCUCGGUACAGUUGUGUCGGAUAACCCCGUGCACAUCGCACCAACCUUCAAUUGCCACAGCAUUUGGCUUGCUCAAAUGGCAAGUCGUACCGAAGUAUCUUCAACCCUUAACCACGCUAUCCGCGCCAUAUCGCUCUCAUUUUUGGGCCGCCAAACACGGGACAAAAAUCUGGUGCAGAACUCCCGCUUGAUUUACGGUAAAACACUACUCAAAUUGAACAAAUCUCUCCAAGACCCAACAGAAGGGCUUGAUUCCGACACUCUUAGUGCGACGGUUCUCCUCACAUUCUACGAACUGCUGAACUGCACGGAACAUAAUUCGUGGGUCCGCCAUGCGGGCGGGGCGGCCCAUCUAAUGCAGCUCCGUGGAGUGGCUCGGCACCGUACGGAGUUUGAUAAAGCUGUAUUUCUAGCCUGCCGAUACUCGAUAGUUUUGGAAUCGUACCAUACAGGGAAGCCAUGUUUCCUAUCGUUGGCGCCAUGGCGGAAGUUAUCCCAAGAGAUUCACGACUCCUCGGCUAGUAAAAGUGCAUUUGAAGACGCGCGAGAGGCAUUCUUUCAGGAGAUUGUGCAGCAGCCUGGGUACGUUAUGGACGCGGUACACUACAUGGCGAGUGGGGGUCGGGAUCGCUCGGUGCUGCAGGAUCUGGUCCGCCGAGGGCAUAUGCACAGGUCGAAUCACAAAGCCAUUCACAAGAAAUGCGUUGAGGCAUUGACGGAGGCCGGACAAGAACCCACAGAAGUACCAUCUUCUGUCGACGACAAGGUGUUUCCCACCGUCUAUCAGUACCAUGGCAUUCUUGUCGCCUCCUUUUUUUGCUGUUACUGGACGCUUUUGAAAGUCUUGAACAUCGCUUUGAUUGGGCUAGAAGCUAAGCUUUCAGCCAUGGAAUCGACCUUCCAAAUGUCCCGGGAACAGAUGACACCAGCCCAAAAGCUUGCAGCGCGCAACAUGAUGUUUUCUCGCGAGACCUUGACCAGUGUCAUCGUCGAAGAGUCUACGCCGCCCCGAGAUGUGGAAAGCGCUGCUCUUACAAGAAAGACCAACGUCACGAGCAGCGGAGAAACCCCGCAAAUCUUGCCAGAUCGGACAUCGUCUUCCCCAGUUGCAGACGUGCCUAUGAGGACUAGAUCCACUGGAUCUUCAACACCAGCAGCAACCAGCCCAUCCGACUGUCCCACCAUGAGCCCAAACGACACCGCAAAGCGACGGGCAAUGUACAUGGCCGAAAACAAACACUGCGCCCACCAGAUCUGCAAAUCAGUCGAAAAUGUAUCCACCGCGGCAUUUCUGGGGCCCAUCUUCAUCAUACUCUCAUUGAAAGCGAUCGGCAGAAUGUUGGAUAAACCGGAAGAGAAGGAAUGGGUAUUGCGUAAAAUGGCGGCAUUGGGGAAAACGUGGGGUCUUGCGAACCAGAAGCCAGAUGUUGUGUUAGUAUAUAGAGCAUGA
This is a messenger RNA of Letharia lupina, 1833 nucleotides long. RefSeq lists its product as uncharacterized. Bases 1 to 1833 code for a protein of 610 amino acids. NCBI's taxonomy places the organism in Eukaryota, Fungi, Ascomycota, Lecanoromycetes, Lecanorales, Parmeliaceae. The transcript is spliced from 3 exons. Gene Ontology annotation, molecular function: zinc ion binding; DNA-binding transcription factor activity, RNA polymerase II-specific. The record is from RefSeq and is a predicted model, not a curated record. Gene Ontology annotation, biological process: regulation of DNA-templated transcription.